AUGCAUGGAUCGCGAUCGCACUAUGAUUAUACCGUGGCAUGGAUCAGCGCGCUGCCGCUGGAGAUGGCCGCUGCGAGACAGAUGUUCGACAAAUUCCACGACAGACUGCCGCAGCCAUUGACCGAUACAAACACGUACACGCUGGGUAAUAUCUGCGGUCACAAUGUGGUUCUGGCAUGUCUUCCGUCCGGUGUCUACGGUACUACUUCGGCUGCUACAGUCGUCGCUCAAAUGCGCUCUACCUUCCCUAGGCUUCAAUAUGGGCUGCUGGUGGGGAUCGGGGGAGGCGCACCCAGCGAAAAAGUUGAUAUACGGCUAGGCGAUGUGGUGGUUAUACAAUAUGACUACGGCAAAACCGUGGCUGGUGGGCGGUUUGAGCAGAGUGGCAUGCUCAACAGGCCUCCUGAAAUACUUCUCACACCGAUGUCGAAGCUACAGGCAGAGCUGCACUGUCAUGAGAACCCAAUAGCUAAUCCACUCCUGGAGCGGUCCGAAGCUAAUGGAGGAAUUGGCUUCGGUUUCCCCUAUCCAGGCCACAGCCACGACCUAUUGUUUGAGUCAACAUAUGCGCAUGUGGGGUCAGAUGAUACAUGCCAGAACUGUGAUGCGCUCCACCUGGUUCCCAGAAAAGCCCGUGCAUCGGACGAGCCCAAGAUUCACUACGGCUUAAUUGCCUCCGCGAACCAGGUUAUGAAGGACGGCCCAACACGCGACAUGCUGACUCGGAACCUCGAUAUUUUAUGCUUCGAGAUGGAAGCAGCUGGGCUGAUGAAUCAUCUUCCCUCAAUUGUGAUUCGUGGCAUUUGCGACUAUUCUGACUCCCACAAACACAAGGAUUGGCAGCCGUAUGCAGCACUAACAGCAGCUGCUUAUGGCCGUUUACUUCUAUCAGUCGUUCCUGUUCCAUAUUCUGGGAAGAAUGAUCAAUUCCUCACAAUGGAGGAAAAGGAGUGUUUAGAAAAGCUUUUCCUGACAGACCCCGGAGAUGACCUAAACGCGCUCAAGCGUAGGAAAGGAGGUCGGGGACGUGUGAAUGGGUUCUGGAAUCACCGGAAAUCAGGCGAUGGCUUGGAAGGAAAGUCGAGCUGCAGGGCGUGA
Messenger RNA from Aspergillus pseudoviridinutans, 1098 nucleotides. RefSeq lists its product as uncharacterized. The transcript has 2 exons. Bases 1 to 1098 code for a protein of 365 amino acids. Gene Ontology annotation, molecular function: catalytic activity. The record is from RefSeq and is a predicted model, not a curated record. Gene Ontology annotation, biological process: nucleoside metabolic process. NCBI's taxonomy places the organism in Eukaryota, Fungi, Ascomycota, Eurotiomycetes, Eurotiales, Aspergillaceae.